This is a messenger RNA of Australozyma saopauloensis, 1500 nucleotides long. It is a transcript of the gene GIT1, whose product is annotated as Git1p. The coding region runs from base 1 to 1500 and encodes 499 amino acids. Gene Ontology annotation, molecular function: transmembrane transporter activity. The transcript has a single exon. The record is from RefSeq and is a predicted model, not a curated record. Gene Ontology annotation, cellular component: membrane. Gene Ontology annotation, biological process: transmembrane transport. Lineage: Eukaryota; Fungi; Ascomycota; Pichiomycetes; Serinales; Metschnikowiaceae.
AUGAGCGUUCCAUCGCCUAGUAAUAGUAUAGAUGAUAAGGUCCUGCAGACCCUGGAGCACAUCCAUUAUGAUGGUGCUGCUAGAAGGGAAAGACGCUUGAAAAAAAGAUUGGGCGAGUAUUUUGUCAUUGCCUGUGCUGGUUUCGCUUUGAUCUCCGAUGGUUACCAGAACAACGUCAUGACCAUGUUGAACACGGUCUUUUCGAUCUUGUACAAGAAGGAAUACACCAAUGACAUGAAGACAGCGGUUUCCAAUGCUUCUUUGGUGGGUACGAUCUUUGGUCAAGUCACCAUUGGAAUUUUGUCUGACCGGUUGAGUCGUAAGAAAUCCAUUGUCAUUGCUACCUUGUUCUUGGUGUUCGGAACCAUUUUGUGUGCCGCCAGUAACGGUGUGACACUCAAUGGUAUGUUUUGGAUGUUGAUCAUUUUCAGAGGUGUGACCGGUUUUGGUAUCGGUGCAGAGUACCCUUCUUGCUCCGUUUCUGCCAAUGAGGCUGCCAACGAGGCAUGCAAGAGAAGAGGUCGUAUUUUCGUGUUGGUCACAAACUUGCCCCUCUCUUUUGGUGGUCCAUUCGCGCUUAUUGUGUUCUUGAUUGUGUAUCAAAUCACUGGCCUCAAAGCUUCUUUGUGGAGAACUAUGUUCGCUAUUGGUGCUGUUUGGCCGCUUUCUGUGUUCUACUUUAGAAUGAAGAUGGCCACAAGUGAGUUAUUCAAAAAGUCCGCCAUUAGAAAGAAUGUCCCAUACUGGUUAGCUCUCAAGUUUUACUGGAAAAGAUUAUUCGGAGUCUGUGCCUGUUGGUUCUUGUAUGACUUCGUCACCUUUCCAAACGGUAUUUUUGCUGGUACUAUCAUCAGUGGAGUUUUGAAGGGCGCUGCAAAGCACGACGUCGAGAAAAUUGCCGAAUGGAAUCUUUUGCUUGGUGUCCUUGCUAUCCCCGGUGUAAUCAUUGGUGCUUUCCUCUGUGACAGAAUCGGCAGAAAGUACACAUUGAUGGCUGGAUUCUGUGGUUACAUCGUCUUUGGCCUCAUUAUUGGAUUGACUUUCAACAAGGUCAAGAAUAUUACCGUUUUGUUCAUUUUCUUGUACGGUUUCAUGAUGUCGCUGGGUAACUUAGGUCCUGGAGACAUGAUGGGUUUGACCGCCUCUGAGUCUUUUGCCACUCCUAUCAGAGGCACUUUCUACGGUUUCUGUGCUGCCAUUGGUAAAGUCGGUGCUGUUGUCGGUACCAAAACUUUCACUCAUAUCCAAAGUCGGUUGGGCCAAAACUGGACCUUUAUUAUUGCCGCCAUCUGUGGUCUUUCUGGUGUUCUCGUUACUUUCUUCUUCAUUCCUCACUUGAGAGAUGAUGACUUGAUGGAAGAGGACAUCAAGUUCAUCAACUACUUGCGUGACAAUGGCUGGCACCACUCUUUCGGUACCGAAGAUGGUGUCACUGAAUCCUCAGGCAAUUCUGACGCCGAGGGCGAAGUUGAAAUUAUUCACAACCAACAGAAGAGCUAA